This is a messenger RNA of Stegastes partitus (bicolor damselfish), 2904 nucleotides long. It is a transcript of the gene iqch, whose product is annotated as IQ motif containing H. Gene Ontology annotation, molecular function: protein binding. The record is from RefSeq and is a predicted model, not a curated record. The transcript is spliced from 19 exons. Lineage: Eukaryota; Metazoa; Chordata; Actinopteri; Pomacentridae. The coding region runs from base 1 to 2904 and encodes 967 amino acids.
AUGUCUAAUAUUCUUCAAAAUGAAGAUAAGCUGGGAGCAGUUUUAGUUCAGGUUCAGGAUGAUUUAAGACAGCUCAAAGCAAGUCUUGAAAAAGUCUCUGCGGAUGAGAGGGGCAAACCACUGGACAUUCAGGCCCUGGACAACGCCAUUUGUAGGACCGAGAGCAGCAUCCGGAAACAUGCGGAGGAUUAUCUGACAUCAGUGAAUCAGCAGCAACUGGUUCUUCCCUGCAUUGAAGACUUACAAAAGAAGACAGUUCAGAUUCCUAAAUGGAAACCUUCUCUGGAGAGAAUCCCAGAUGUACAUCCACAAAGAGAGGAACUUCCAGGAGCUUCACCUCGGGGAAAGGCAAAACAUGGCAGAAUAAUCACUGGCUCAGUGGCAAGACUCCAAACUAUUGAAUCAAAAGGUCGUCGCAUGCCGGGAAUGCCUGAAGAAGACAAGCACAGAGGUUCAAAGUGGCAUAAAGAGCUAAAAUGGGAAACAAAACCCGAAUCCACCUCUGUAACAGCAGACAGAGAAUGUGCACCUCUCUGGAGCACCAAGACACCGCCUCCCUCCACAACCUCCAAGAGCACGGACCAGAGAGACCAAAGAGACAAUCUCAUCUCUGGAAGCCUUCAGAAUCUACCUGUGCCAGCGUCUGUGAACAUCACCAAAUACCCCUUUACAAUCAUAAAGGGACAGAUCGACCAAACAGCGACAGAUUUCUGGCACUUCAAGCAGAGUUUUAGUUUGUGCUGGACCGGUGUGGUCAAUGCUCUGGGGGCCCUGGAGAAACUGCUCAGAGACUUUGCUGUGCCUCUGGCAAAAGUGAGCGGAGAACGGCUGGUGGAGUUUAGCCAUGGUUGGGAUAACGGUUGGAGAAAGGCUUCUUUAGAGAGCGGUCUCCUCUUCGUGCUUGAAAACUGGGAGGAGGUAUUAGGUGUGGUCAUACGCCCAGGUCAGCGCUAUAAAGGAGAGGGAGGCAUGGAAGCAGCUGCCAUCCGCAUCCAGUCCUGCUGGAGGCGCUACUCAGCCCGGACAGCCUACCUGUGCCACUGCCGGCGCAAGUGGGCGGCUGGCACCAUCGCCAUCUCAUGGUUGAUGCACACUCAGAUGCGUCGUGUCAGGAAGGCCCUGCAGGCCCGGCGUCUCAGUCAACUGGAGAAUAAUCGCAGCAGAGCACAGCAUCUGGCAGCCAACUGGAAACACAUCCAGUCCUCCAAGAGGACCAUUAUCCACAUCCCUUCAUUAGGAUACUCUCAGAGCCAGCGACUGCACUUGGGAGAAUUUGAUGUCCUACAGAAUAUCCAGAUAAGUAGAGUGUGUGAUAUUAGAGAUGAAAAUGUGGAGGUAAUCUACGUUUGUCCCCAGCAUUUGGGGGACAACAUCUUGGACUAUUACACCAGCUUCCUGAAGUGUGAUGGAGCCACAGAUGGGGCUGGUACCAGAACAACUCGGGCCUCAUCCUGCAGGAGACGCUUUAUCAUCCUCACACCUGAGGCUGUAGAUUGUUUUCCGACCCAUAACAUGUGCCUGUCUACGCUGCUAAAGUACAGUCCACGCACCCUGAAGCGCAUCAGAUACCUGAUUCAGGGGAAGCAGGCCUAUAUUGUGGGUGGGGUGGCCCAUGUUGAUGACCUGGCAGUGGCUGAUGAGUUGGGUGUGCCAAUCCUGGGUCCAGAACCAGCUAUUGCACAACUUUACAGCACGAAGUCUGGAGGAAAGAAGAUCUUUGCAGGGGCAGAGGUUGACGUACCUCCUGGUCAAGGAGACAUCUACUCACUAAACCAGCUUCAUGAAACGCUAGCAGAGCUUAUGACCCAAAACAUCGAUGUGCAGCGCUGGAUCUUCAAGAUAGACUCUGAGCAUGGUGGCCGUGGUACAGCAUACUGUGAUGUUUGUCAUCUCAGCUGCUUUAACUGGGCCCUGCAGGAAUAUCAUCGUUAUGGUCCUGAGCUAUGGAACUCAGAAUGGAUUCAGGAGUCUGUACUGCUCAGAUAUUUAGAUGAGAUCCCAGAAUGGCUAGCCCAUUAUGCCCAGCCUGCUAAAACGUCCUGCUAUCCCAACUGGGCCUGCUUCCUGAAGACCUUCCUCAGGCAAGGCGGUGUGGUGGAGGCCUAUCCUCCUUCAGAUAGCAUCACCUGUCUGACAGUAGAUCUGCUGCUGGAGCCUGCGGGGGAGGUGACCAUGCUGUCUUGUGGAGACCAGCUCCAUGGCUCUUGUCAUCUGGAAGCUGUAGGUUCCACUGUUCCUCAGACCUCUGUACACCCAGAGACCUUGCACUCUAUCUGCACCCGUGUGGGCCAGGCUUGUCUGCAGCGCUUUAUCGUAGGUUAUGUCUCCGUGGACUUGGCUACCUUUCUGGACCGCAACACCAUGGAGCAGAAGGUGUGGGCUGUUGAUCUGGACAUAACAUACAGUGACCAGCUGGCCAUGACCCAGAUGCUUCUGAUGGUGACUGGAGGAACACUGAAUUGCCACACAGGCUGCUUAGAAGUGCCAAUGCCAGUCACAGAGAAAGGCUGUGAACACCAGAUUGCAGCCAAACCUCCUGUGGGUAGCCGUUAUGCAGUUAUCGGGAGCCACUUGUUUCACACCAACCUUUCCAUGUUGUACCAUCAUGUGUUCUUUCAGAUGUGCAAGAUUCAAGGCAUACGAUUUCAUAUGAAGAAGAAGCAAGGCACAGUUUUUGCUCUUUAUGACAACAGUAAUCGAAGUAUUGGAAUGAUAACAGUCUCAGAGGAUCUCCAGGGAGCUCUCGUGACCUUUGCUCGGAAUCUGUCAGUCAUUCAUCAGGAGAUAUCAUCCUCUAAAAUGCAAGGAGAAACCAAUUUCAAGGAGCUGAUCAGUGACAUGGAAGAUGUACUGCACAUGACUGUCCAGAACAAGAAGCAAAUCGAGAAGAAACCUGCUGCUUAG